Molecule: messenger RNA, 1521 nt
Organism: Anopheles stephensi (Asian malaria mosquito)
Lineage: Eukaryota; Metazoa; Arthropoda; Insecta; Diptera; Culicidae
Product: CLIP domain-containing serine protease 14D-like
Exons: 4
Coding region: 89-1447 (452 amino acids)
Biological process (GO): proteolysis
Molecular function (GO): serine-type endopeptidase activity
Source: RefSeq, a predicted model, not a curated record
UGAUUGCGACCACUGAUCAAGAAGACGUUGCAGCGCGGUAUCAGGAGAAUCCCUCAGAUUUUCUCGGGGACCUGCCCGCCCCGCACGUAUGCGAUCACCGACGAGCGUUGGACCGGUUGGGCAGCUUUCGGCACUGCGCGUGCAACGAAACCCGAACAUAACCGUACCAGCGGGCUUACGAAACACACUAGAGCUCGUGGCAGACAGACAGAACAUCAGUGCGGUGUCGUCGAUCUACGCUGCAAGAUUUUUGGUAUUUGUGCCCGUCGCUCGCAGCAUCCUUUUGCCAGUCGUCGUUCGCAGGCUUUGGCGCGUCUCCCGCCGCGAAAUGUUACCCCACAUGGGAAGGUUUGUGUUGGUGCUGGUGUGCGUCUUCACGAUCACGAUCGGAUCAUCUGGGGCAUUGAACCUACAAGAUGAAUGCCAAACACCGGACGGUAAUGUGGGCACGUGUGUGAUCAUCCGAUCUUGCAUCUCGAUUCGGAAACUGCUGCUGCUGAAGGACAAAAUGACACCGGAAGAUCGCGCCUUUCUCCGGAACUCGAAAUGUGGCCAGCAGGGCAGCUCGGUGUUGGUGUGCUGUCCGCUGGUACGAAAGUUGACCGGGAGAUUUGACGCACCGGUCGAGCUACCGCCACCGGGUGAGUGCGGAAAAAUGCAAUCGGACCGUAUCGUCGGUGGUGAAGUAGCUUCGCUGGAUGCCUACCCGUGGCUGGCGAGGAUUCAGUACUACAAAGGUAACAAUCGGUACGGAUUCCACUGCGGAGGUGUCCUGAUCCACAGCCAGUACGCGCUUACUGCAGCUCACUGCAUCGAAGGUGUGCCAUCUAGCUGGAUCGUAUAUCAGGUCCGUCUUGGCGAGUUCGACACAACCACAGCUACCGACUGUGUGAACGACGAUUGUGCUGACCCGGUACGUGACGUACUGAUCAGCGCGUACCUAGUGCAUCCCGAGUACUACAAACAGAACGGUGCCGAUUACAACGAUAUCGCACUGCUGCUGCUGUCGGAAUCGGUCGAAUUUACCGACUUCAUUCGACCGAUCUGUCUCCCGGUCACGGCGGAAGAUCGUGAAGCAAAUCUGACCGGCAAGUACGCGAGCGUAGCUGGCUGGGGACAGACAGAAAACAGUACGACGAGCACGAAAAAGCUGCACCUGAGUGUGCCGGUGGUAGCGAACGAAGCGUGUGCCGAUGCGUUCAGCUCGAUACAGCUAGAAAUUAUUCCCACCCAGCUGUGUGCCGGUGGCGAGAAGGGUAAGGAUUCGUGUCGUGGCGAUUCCGGUGGUCCGCUGAUGCGGUACGGUAAUGGGCGAUCGUCGACCAAGUUCUGGUACCUGAUCGGUGUGGUCAGCUUCGGGCUGGAGCAGUGCGGUACGGACGGUGUACCCGGCGUCUACACGCGUAUAAGCGAAUACAUGGACUGGGUACUGGAGACGAUGGUGUAGCGGAACACGAACAACGCGUUGACUUUGUUACCUCACCCGGGAAGAAGGAAAUAUAUCCGAUAGCGAAAGAGUGA